Messenger RNA from Ascochyta rabiei, 1833 nucleotides. RefSeq lists its product as uncharacterized. The transcript is spliced from 2 exons. Lineage: Eukaryota; Fungi; Ascomycota; Dothideomycetes; Pleosporales; Didymellaceae. The coding region runs from base 1 to 1833 and encodes 610 amino acids. The record is from RefSeq and is a predicted model, not a curated record.
AUGCUGGCGCGUAUGGUCGCGCUGGUGUUCAGGGUUGAGCGUUGCUGCAGCAGCGCCAUGUUUACAAUGACGCGCGCGGCUUCCCCAGCCUCCCCAGCCUCCACUUCAGGCGUUUGCCAGCCACCAGCAAACGGAGCAAAGCUGCAUUCGUUGUUCGACACAUUCACCACCUGCGUCUGCUGGGUCCGCAUUCCACAGAGCCCGCCCAACAUGGCGCCCCACCCUGAACUCGACGCCAACACGCAGGCACAGGCACGCUCGCCUUUGGCUGUCCGCGCCCUGCACCUGGCCAAGUCCCUCACCAAGCGCGAUGACUACAAAGUCAUUGCAGCAGCGGGCUCGCGGCCAGCACAGGACCUGUCCGGCCCAGGGUUCCAGGUCCUAUUCGCCCUCAUUGCCGUGGGCAUGACCCUUACAGCCAUCUGGUUCUUCUUCUGGGCCAAAAACGGAGGGUUCAAGUGGAGGAAAGACGACUGGGAGGACUACAAAUCGACUGUUCUCCGCCGCAAGGGACCUGAUGGCAAGACACUGUCCAAUGCUACCAAGAGCACCAGGCUGGGAGGAGGCAGUGUUGUGCAUGGUGGCAGCUAUGGCGCCGAGAGCAGCGUUGGCUACACCGACGAGACCGGCACCAGCGCAGACAUGAGUGAGAUCCGUGAUGCUGAAGAGGGCAAGUCCCGCCACGGCCUGCGUGGUGGUGAUGGCAGACGCCACAAGAAGCAUCGCCGCGAUCAUACCAACGACUACAACGACCCUGACCUUGAUGGCUACCGCCACGAGAAGGCUGCCCGUGUUGGAGGCCUCAAUCGUCAGGCUGACGGCAUGUACACCGACUACUCGCCCACCGAACCCUCCGAUCUUGGCUCCAACGUCUCCGGAAAACCACUCGUCAAGAAAGAUAAGAGAGAUCCCAAGAAAGAAGCCAAAGAGAAGGAGCGCCGCGCCCGCGAACGCAUGAAGAACGCCAGAGCCGCCGAGAAAGAAGCCCUCAAGACCGCCGCCGCACAAGCCAAAGCCCGCAAGGAAGCUGAAAAGGCAGAAGCCAAGCGUGAAAAGGCCGACCAAAAGAAGGCAAAGAAAACUCGCUCUGAAGUUGGCUCGGAGAUGCCAGAGAUGGCUGAAGCCCGCACUGAAUACACGCGCGCCUUCACCGAGUACACCGCACCCUCUGAAUACGACCACUCUGAAGCUCGGGACUUUGCGCCAGCACCGCCCAAGUCUCCUGUUAAGGCUUCCUCGCCUGUCAAGUCUCCUCCACCUGUCAAGGCUUCUGCACCUGCCAAAGCCCCGUCCAACGCUCGCCGCGCACCCCCUUCGGCAGCAUACUCCUUCACGACCGGUGACGACGAUGCAAACACUGUCUACACCGGCGCAUACACUGAGGAUAGCCGCACAAAUGCCCGCUCUGCUCCUUCUGAAGCUGCCGAGUCUUCGUACUACUCCGACUACCGCCCCAAGGCUGAGCGCGCGCAGGCACGCCAACAAAGCCGCGACCGCACUUCGCAAUCCCGCCCUCGUCCUGCGGAAUCCCGUUCCCGCCCUACGUCGCAGUCACCGCAGAAGAAGCACCGCAGCUCCAGGCCUGAAAACUCUUAUGCGCCGUCUGACAUCUUCACAACUGCCAACGGAAACGCACAAGGCCACAUGUCUUACCCGUGCCACAUUCCUGGACUGAGCCAGGCGGGCACCGUUGUGCCGAAUGAGAGCGUAAGCCAGGUUGGCGCACCGAGCCACCGCCGGGAGCGUGAGCGCGGUGGCCGCGACGUCAUGGCAGGCUACAGGCGGGGAGGAGAGCGCGGGCGACGCGACUCGUUGAGCGACAGCGAUUCGUAG